Pelobates cultripes (western spadefoot toad) is the source of this 599-nucleotide messenger RNA. The record is from the annotation of a GenBank genome assembly. NCBI's taxonomy places the organism in Eukaryota, Metazoa, Chordata, Amphibia, Anura, Pelobatidae.
AUGGCUUUAAGCAGAAACAUCGAUACAAUUAGAUCAGAUAGAAAGUCCUUUAUGGGCACCUGGUCCGUCGAUGAAGACAAUAAUAAUUCGAAUGAACCUGCCCCGCCACUUAUGGACCAACGAAAGGACAUCAGAUCCCUUAUCCAUCAACUAGGUAAACUAAUGGAAAGGGAGGUACAAAUCUGGUGGGACAUAGCAACCCUUGAUUUCUACGUUAACAACAAUAUAGUACCACGAGGAUUGAGACUUUUUGAAAGAUCAACCUACAAACGUCAUGAUCCAACACUUCUCAAGAAGUGGGACCAACUUUUGGAUAAAGGAUCUCUAUUACUAAUGGUAUUCCUUAUCAAUGAGAAGAAGAAAGAUCUUACCCAAUUAGAUCAGGAAAUUACAGAAUUGAAAAUUGCCAUUCGCCCCCUAGUGGAGAAUGGAGAAUAUGUGGAACUUUUGGAUACAAUAGAAAGGAGAGUGAAAGAUAUUGAGAUGAAUAUAAGGGAAAAUAAAAGAAAGAAGAUUCUGAGAGAUCAAGCCGACUACAAAACUCAAACACAAAGAAAUUGGAAGAAAGACCAAACAUCAAAGUACCAAUCCCCUCAAAA